This is a messenger RNA of Thlaspi arvense, 399 nucleotides long. The record is from the annotation of a GenBank genome assembly. Lineage: Eukaryota; Viridiplantae; Streptophyta; Magnoliopsida; Brassicales; Brassicaceae.
AUGAAGAGCACACAUUUGUCUUUGCCUGAUGAAUUCAAGGAACCAAUAUCUCCGGGAUCUUCUCACCGGAAACAAAACAAGGAGGUCACUAAGACAUGUUUGCCGGAGAGCAUUACGAGUCACCGGAAUAUUCAAGAGCAGCCGGAGAAGACUACGGUGUUGUCGGGACAUGAUAGGCUAAAACGACACCGAGAAGAAGUUGCCGGAAAAGUUCCAAUACCAGAGAGCUGGGGAAAAGAAGGAUUGCUUAUGGGGUGGAUGGAUUUCUCUGCCUUCGACGCUUCUUUUACGUAUAGUCAGAUUGUUUCUGCUCGAGCUGCGUUAAUGGCUGACGCCGGAGAUGACGUCGGAGCUAGAGGAAGUCGGACUCAACGGCUCCGAAUUGAAAGUUCUUGUUGA